AUGAGAGGAACAAGGCACAGAGCCAUGUUUAUUCGGCCUUGGGACAGACAUUAUGGUAAUUUACCCGACGGGGGGCUGCCUUUACCCAGAGCCAGUAUUUCACCCCUGGAAAAUGGUAUGGUUUUGGAUAACAAUACCCCAGGGGACAGACAACGGUAUUACUCUAAAGACCCAGGGAGGGUCAGGGUGACUUUUUUCUUUACUCAAAAGCCUGUUCAAGCCUUCUUUAAUGCUCUGGCCUUCGUGAUUGGCUGUGCUUGCCGAGCAUUCGUCACUCCGGAGGCAAACGCCUCCCUCGGGCAUUGGGUGCUUCCUGAGCCUUCUCACCAGCCUCACGUAGCAGAAGAGGUUCCCCACCAAGAGGGCCUGCGGGACCAUCCUGUAGCAACCCGAAGCGCUCCGCCAGUGGAUCUGGAGGUUAAGCAGCCGCUUAUGGGCGACCAACAGCGGCACGAAGAGCUGGAAAAUCGACUCAAUCACCACUUCCUUGGCAAAAGUGAACAAAUAGGUAGCCUAGCCUAUGAUGAUUUGUUGGAUAAACAGAUCCUCAUAGAGGAAAAGCUCGAAAUAGCGCUACUUAACGAGGGUUUUAGUAGAGACCGGAUUUUAGCGAAUCGCUACGAAAUUAGAGAACUUAUAUUUUAUAAAGAGGGAGUUCCACUCAAGGAAGAAACGCUAGGGAUGCACUUAGCCCAGAUCCAAAGCGAUCCUUUCUCAAACAUCCCAUAUCGUAAAAUCCAACGAUCUAUAAGGAAUUUGGAUCUGUUUUUUUCUAAGUAUAGAAAUUCUACGGUUGAAAGGGAUGGUGAGUGCCCUGGGAUUCACAGACAGAUGUGGAGUCGUAACAAGGUAGCCGUAUCGAGGGCGCGACUGGAUUGA
Molecule: messenger RNA, 879 nt
Organism: Lactuca virosa
Lineage: Eukaryota; Viridiplantae; Streptophyta; Magnoliopsida; Asterales; Asteraceae
Source: the annotation of a GenBank genome assembly